AUAAAUGAAAAAGAUGACAAACCGAAAGCUGAAGCGAAUGGGGCAAAGACAGAAGGAGAUGGAGAGAAGAGGGAGGACGAUGAUAAAGAUGACAAGGCAGCACAGUCACUACUGAAUAAACUGAUCCGCAGUAAUCUAGUGAACACGACCAAUCAAGUUGAAGUCCUUCAGAGGGAUCCGACCUCUCCGCUGUACUCCGUCAAGUCGUUUGAAGAGCUACGAUUGAAACCUCAGCUACUGCAAGGAGUGUAUGCCAUGGGUUUCAACAGGCCCUCCAAAAUCCAGGAGACCGCUUUGCCCAUGAUGCUCGCAGAACCUCCACAGAAUCUGAUCGCUCAGUCUCAGUCAGGCACGGGUAAAACGGCUGCCUUUGUGCUGGCCAUGUUAAGUCACGUGGACCCUGAAAACAAAUGGCCUCAGUGUCUGUGUGUGUCCCCCACAUACGAGCUCGCCCUACAGACGGGCAAGGUCAUCGAACAGAUGGGCAAAUUUUACCCUGAAGUCCAACUGGUGUAUGCCAUCAGAGGAAACAAAUUGGAGCGGGGAACAAAAUUACAGGAACAGGUCGUGAUUGGCACUCCUGGCACUGUUUUGGAUUGGUGCCAGAAGCUUAAAUUCAUCGACCCCAGGAAGAUCAAGGUGUUCGUCCUGGAUGAAGCUGAUGUCAUGAUCGCCACACAAGGCCAUCAAGACCAGAGCAUUCGUAUCCAGAGGAUGCUUCCUAAAACUUGCCAGAUGCUGCUGUUCUCUGCCACAUUUGAAGACACCGUGUGGAACUUCGCAAAGAGGAUCGUUCCCGACCCCAACAUCAUUAAACUGAAGCGUGAGGAGGAAACUCUAGACACCAUCAAGCAGUACUACGUCAUCUGCAACAGCAAGGAGGAGAAAUUCCAGGCUUUGUGCAACAUCUAUGGAGCCAUUACUAUCGCACAGGCCAUGAUCUUCUGCCACACCAGGAAAACCGCUGGGUGGCUGGCAGGAGAGCUGUCCAGAGAAGGCCACCAGGUGGCGCUGCUCAGUGGAGAGAUGCAGGUGGAACAGAGGGCAGCGGUCAUCGAACGUUUUCGCGAUGGCAAGGAGAAAGUUCUCGUUACCACUAACGUCUGUGCUAGAGGUAUUGAUGUGGAGCAAGUUUCAGUCGUCAUCAACUUUGAUCUGCCAGUGGACAAGGAUGGAAACCCUGACAAUGAGACGUAUUUGCACAGAAUCGGGCGCACUGGGCGAUUUGGCAAGAGGGGGUUGGCGAUAAACAUGGUGGACAGCAGAUUUAGCAUGAACAUCCUUGACCGCAUCCAGGAGCACUUCAAUAAGAAAAUCGAGAAGCUGGACACAGAUGAUUUGGAUGAAAUCGAGAAAAUCGCCAACUGAGCGGCCGUCUUUGUUCUUCUAAUAGGACUGUGCUCGCGCUACGUUUUAAAUCAGAGGCUGGAAGCAGAGCUGUGCCAGAGAGGAUGUUUACAUGUGGAGCAGUUUUAUCUCAGAUGGGGUUUUUAUAGGUUUUGUUUAAACACAUUUCACUCUUUGUACUUCUUAAUAAAUUUUGAAUGUCUAGUCUUAACGUCACGUGUACGAGAAUGCUACAGAAGCAGUCUGGGAUAGUGGAAUAUGCCUUUCAAUAUAUCCACAAUUUCAUCAUGAACCUUUUAAAUUGACUUUGCCUUCACACAAAGCGUUAUAUUGAUUUCUAACAUGGGACUCCAAACCAAGGACUCAUAUUGUCGUAAUUACGGAUGAGAUUUUUGUGGAAACAGCUGAAUUUUCUAUCACAAGCUGAAAUGAAAAACGAUCUUUUUUAGUCAAGUUUGUGUUGUAUGAACUCUGGGUGCAGCUAUAUGUGAUUUGGUGUGAGUCAAAAUGCAGGGUUUAUUUAACAUAUUGAGAGAUUGCUGUUAUUGUGUUAUACAUUAAUACUUGAUACCUCAUGACAUUGCUACAGAAGGGAUGCUGGCAGUUAUUGGCUUCGAAUUAAACCGAAACGGUUGCCAAAAUCCUUUUAUUGAUAGGAAAUUAUGCAAAAGCCAAAGAUUUGUGCCUCCAUUGGAUUUGCCAGUAUUUAACAUGGAAUAACACAAACGGAUCUAUUCAUCGUGUACAAAUAUUGUCAUAUUUAAUAAGUACAAAGAGUGAAACUGUUGCUAUAUUUAACGGAUGCAGUGUAAAGAAAGCAGAUGUGUCGCGGCAUUCGUUGUAAGAGUGCUCUGGAGCGGAAGCAUUUUUUGUGUUCCCAGUCCCAGACUGCAUUGAAUUGGAAAUUAUCAUGUUCACGUACACAAAUGCAACCGAAGGCUGUGCCACAUUCCCAUUUAGCACCCGCCUUAAAAAUGUAAAAGGCAGAUGUGAGCGCAUCCUAUACAAUCACGCUGUAUUCUUCAGGGUAGCCGUAGCAAAUGAUUAUUUUAUAUUAUGGGACAUUUUAAUUUAACCACUCGAAACUCAACCGGCUUCAUUAUAUAUGCAUUAUGAUAGACGUAUAUUUUAUUCGUUGGUAUGCGAGUAGUGAGGUUGGGGUAAAGUGUGUCAGUCGCAUCUUUGAAGGGAAGACUUUUCUUGAUCGAUUAAAUAUAUGAUGCCUUGUUCAUUUUCUCAGUUUGGUUCAAGCUGUCAAUCAUACCUGUUACAAUGAUAUUAAAUAGAGGGUUUUAUUUUUUUGUUUGC
Messenger RNA from Sinocyclocheilus rhinocerous, 2655 nucleotides. Its product is annotated as ATP-dependent RNA helicase DDX19B. Lineage: Eukaryota; Metazoa; Chordata; Actinopteri; Cypriniformes; Cyprinidae. The transcript is spliced from 11 exons. The annotation marks the transcript as partial. The record is from RefSeq and is a predicted model, not a curated record. Gene Ontology annotation, molecular function: ATP binding; RNA helicase activity; nucleic acid binding.